AGAGCACUCGAGACCAGAAAAGCGCACCCACGCCACGCCAUGCACUUGCGCUUGCAGCGCCGAUCUGAAUCUGAUCGGCUAUCCGCAUGCAUCAGCGCAACUGUCGCUGCGCGCGCUCAUGUGCCGUCGUGCCCGUCGAUCUUGAUCGCUUGGAUUCAGCUGUUUCUCGUCGACGACUCCAACCCUUCCUAGCUAUUUAAGAACCGAUUGUAGCAACCACAUCGAAGACCACCACCUUUCGUCUUGAUCCCUCCCUCUAUCGUGAGCUUCUUCCUGUGUGAUCCAUCUUCACUUGCACUGGAUCCUGCUGUUCUGUUUGAGACGCCAAGCUAAGGGUGGCAGUAAUGGAGACACCCAAACCUCUGGCCGUCGUGUUCCUCGCGGUGGUCGCGCUGGCUGCCGCGCCGCCGGCCGUCGACGCCUGGUCCAGGGGCACCGCCACGUUCUACGGCGGCGGCGACGCCUCGGGCACAAUGGGCGGGGCGUGCGGGUACGGCAACCUGUACGCGACGGGCUACGGGCAGUACACGGCGGCCCUGAGCCAGGUCCUGUACAACGACGGCGCGUCGUGCGGGCAGUGCUACCAGAUCUCGUGCGACCCGCAGACGGACGCGCGGUGGUGCCGGCAGGGCGCCGGCCCCGUCACGGUCUCGGCCACCAACCUGUGCCCGCCCAACUACGCCUACUCCGGCAGCAACGGCGGCUGGUGCAACCCGCCGCGGGCGCACUUCGACAUGUCCCAGCCGGCGUGGCUCAAGAUCGGCAUCUACCAGGGCGGCAUCAUCCCGGUGCUGUACCAGCGCGUGCCCUGCGUGAAGCAGGGCGGCGUGCGCUUCACCAUCACCGGGUUCAACCACUACGAGCUGGUGCUCAUCUCCAACGUCGCCGGCAGCGGCUCGGUGGCCAGCGCCUGGGUCCAGGGCGCCAACACCAACCGGGUGCCCAUGAGCAGGAACUGGGGCGCCAACUGGCAGUCGCUGGCCGGGAUCGCCGGCCAGGCGCUCACCUUCGGCGUCACGUCCACAGGCGGACAGAGCAUCGUCUUCCCGUACGUCGUGCCGCAGAACUGGGUGUUCGGCAUGUCAUUCACCAGCAACUUGCAGUUCUCCUACUAACUACAGGAAGAAUAUAUAAAUAUAUAUAGCGCUCGCCUACCUACUAAGCCUAGGCUCGGAGCGAGCCCGUCUCUUUGGAUAGCAUUUCAGUAGAUAGUUAGCUUGGAGAAAGCUUUCUGCCUACAGCAUUAUGUAUGCAUGUUGUGCAAAUCUUUUCCUUCAUUUUGUAUUUGUAAUGAUCUUGGUUUAGUUGUGGGAAGUAAUUAAGAUUUUAGUCUCUAUGUCGGGCCAGCUGCUUGCUUGCCCCGUAGAACCAGACAUACAAAAAUGUAAGGUGUUUCAUAUUUGAUUGAAAAAUAUUUAGACUGCGUGUGAUAA
Sorghum bicolor (sorghum) is the source of this 1433-nucleotide messenger RNA. Its product is annotated as expansin-A15. Gene Ontology annotation, biological process: plant-type cell wall organization. The coding region runs from base 345 to 1115 and encodes 256 amino acids. The transcript is spliced from 2 exons. Lineage: Eukaryota; Viridiplantae; Streptophyta; Magnoliopsida; Poales; Poaceae. Gene Ontology annotation, cellular component: extracellular region. The record is from RefSeq and is a predicted model, not a curated record.